AUGGGCAGCAAUCAAACAUGGAUCACAGAAGUCAUCCUACUGGGAUUCCAGGUUGACCCAGAACUUGAAGCUUUUCUUUUUGGGUUGUUCCUGCUAUUCUACUGCCUCACCCUGAUCGGAAAUGGGGUCAUCCUGGGACUCAUCGUCCUGGACGCCAGACUGCACACCCCCAUGUACUUCUUUCUCUCAAGCCUGGCCAUUGUGGAUAUGUCCUUUGCCUCAAGCAUUGUCCCUAAGAUGCUAGCAAAUCUUUUAGUGCGGAAGAAGACCAUGUCCUUUGCUCCGUGCAUCCUUCAGACCUUCCUGUAUUUGGCAUUUGCCAUCACAGAGUGUACAAGCUUGGUGGUCAUGUCCUAUGACCGCUACGUGGCGAUUUGCCACCCCUUGCAUUACACUGUCAUCAUGAGCUGGAGGGUGUGCACGGUCCUGGCUGCCACUUGCUGGGUCUUCAGCUUUCUCUUGGCUCUCGUCCACGUGACUCUUCUUCUGAGGUUGCCCUUUUGUGGGCGCCAGACGAUCAACCACUUUUUCUGCCAAAUCAUGGCAAUAUUCAAGUUGGCCUGUGCCGAUACUCGGCUCAAUCAAGUUGUCCUCUUCAUAGGUUCUGUGUUGGUUUUAGUGGGACCCCUCUGCUUGGUGCUGGUGUCCUACACGCGCAUCCUCAUUGCCAUCCUGAGGAUCCAGUCUGGAGAGGGUCGCAAAAAGGCCUUCUCCACCUGCUCUUCCCACCUCUGCGUGGUUGGGCUCUUCUUUGGCAAUGCCAUCGUCAUGUACAUGACCCCCAAAUCCAGCCAUUCUGAAGGUCAAAGGAAGAUCCUGUCCUUGUUUUACUGUCUUUUCAACCCUAUGCUGAACCCUCUGAUCUACAGCCUGAGGAACGCAGAGGUCAAAGGAGCCCUGAGGAGAGUGCUGAGGAGCAAGAGAGCACUGUGA
Sorex fumeus (smoky shrew) is the source of this 933-nucleotide messenger RNA. RefSeq names its product olfactory receptor 2A12-like. The transcript has a single exon. Gene Ontology annotation, cellular component: membrane. Gene Ontology annotation, biological process: G protein-coupled receptor signaling pathway. Bases 1 to 933 code for a protein of 310 amino acids. Gene Ontology annotation, molecular function: olfactory receptor activity; G protein-coupled receptor activity. NCBI's taxonomy places the organism in Eukaryota, Metazoa, Chordata, Mammalia, Eulipotyphla, Soricidae. The record is from RefSeq and is a predicted model, not a curated record.